GAAUAAGUAAAGGUAUCACGUAUACGGUAUACAUACUAUGUGGCAUGUGGUGCACGAGGGCCAAGGAUACUACGUAUAAGCGAGCAUCAUGUGGCAAACAAGAAUCAUUACAUUAUACGUUGUAUAAAAAAUACCCUACAAAAGUACAAAGAUCUACUCCGUAUUAUUAUUUUAGUACCAAGUAAGUCCAAAUAUAUGCAACAACAGACACAGGUUCGGUUUAAUAAGAAACUACAUACACAAAAUUAGGGAUGACUUCAAGUUUACUAAAAGAAUUGGGUUUUCUGGGUUUAGUUAUAGUGGGAGUGUUCUUGUUGAUGCCCAAAAAUACUGCGACCUCAUUCGACACAAAUAUAAAAGUUGAAAACAAGGACAAGUUGUUAAGAUUCAACAAAAAUGGAGAAUUCAAGAUAUUGCAAAUCUCAGACAUGCACUACGCCAAUGGCAAGGACACUCCUUGUAGGGAUGUCUUGCCAUCUCAAAUGGAAUCCUGCUCUGAUCUCAACACUACUCAUUAUCUCCGCCGUUUCAUCGACGUUGAGAAGCCUGACCUUAUUCUUUUCACUGGCGACAGAUAUAAAGUAUAGUAUACGCUUGGGUACUACAAUUAGUCUUUAAGUGGGAUUAUUACUAAAAAAAUAAAAGAAGUAAAAAAAAUGGGUUUUUUGGGUUUACUCAUAGUGGGAGUUUUUGCAUUGAUGCUCCAAAAUGCAAGCUCAUUCAACACAAAUAUAAAAGUUGAAAACAAGGACAAGUUGUUAAGGUUCAACAAAAAUGGAGAAUUCAAAAUAUUGCAAAUCUCAGAUAUGCACUACGCUAAUGGCAAGGACACUGCUUGUAGAGAUGUCUUGCCAUCUCAAAUGGAAACCUGCUCUGAUCUCAACACCACUCAUUAUCUCCGUCGUUUCAUCCAUACCGAGAAUCCUGAUCUCAUCGUUUUCACUGGAGACAACGUCCAUUCAGUAGAUGCGUAUAACUAUAACAGAUCAAUGGAUGAAGCAUUUGCAGCAGCAAUCGAGUCGAAUAUCCCAUGGAUUGCUGUACUAGGUAACCACGACGUGAAUACACUUGUAACCGGAACUCCAAGAAAAGCAGUCAUGGAAUACAUAGUUGGAUUGAAAAACACUCUAUCCCUUCUCAAUCCAUCCAAUCUCGAACAAGACGAGUCGAUUUGGGGAUGGGGUAAUUACAACUUGGAGGUCGCCGGUGUCCAAGAUUCCCCUCUCCAAAACAAGUCUGUCCUUAACCUUUACCUCCUUGAUUCCGGUGAAUUCACUUACAGCCUCCCUCCCAAUUUUUACAUGGGAUAUGAGUGGAUCCAUCCAUCUCAGCAAUCUUGGUUCCUUCGCACCUCCAAACAACUCCAACAAGCUUACACGAGCCCACCCGAAGCACAACAAGGACCCGCUCCAGGGUUGGUGUUCUUCCACAUUCCUAUACCCGAAUACAGCAACAUUACCGAGUCCAAUAUGGUGGGUGAAAAACAGGAGGAUGUGUAUUGCCCCGGCGUCAAUUCGGGGUUCUAUGACACAAUGCUUGCAGCAGGGGAUAUUAAGGCUGCUUUUGUAGGACAUGGACAUAUCAACGACUAUUGUGGUAAGCUUCGUGACAUACAGCUAUGUUACGGAGCUGGAUUCGGGUACCAUGGAUAUGGCUUAGCUGGUUGGGCCAGAAGGGCAAGGGUGAUCAAUGUUAAGUUGGAUAAAACCGAAGAUGGUGAUUGGGGUCCUGUUAAGUCCAUUGUUACCUGGAAGCGACUUCAUGAUGAUCGUCUCACUCUUAUUGAUCCUGAAGUCCUUUGGGCUUCUACUACCGGUGGAGAUCGAGCUCAAUCUUUGUUUAAACCGAUUAUGAGCGAAUAAGCUUAUUUCAUUUGCUGAUGCUGAUGGAGCUAUGAUGCAGUCCAGCAAGCAGACGCCAAAUGCUUGACUAGUAGCUUAGUCUGAGCAAAAAAUUAAAAUAAAAAUAAAAUUUUACCUUACUUUGAUUAUUGUAUCAAAUAAAAAGAAAAGCAAUGCAUGUACUCUUGUAUUGAUGAUUAAGGACUUAGAUUUGAGGUUCCUUAAUCAUUAGAUAUAAUAAUAAUCCAUACUUUGGUAAUAGGAAUUCUUAAGCCUACAUCUAUACAAAACUA
Molecule: messenger RNA, 2134 nt
Organism: Chenopodium quinoa (quinoa)
Lineage: Eukaryota; Viridiplantae; Streptophyta; Magnoliopsida; Caryophyllales; Amaranthaceae
Product: probable inactive purple acid phosphatase 29
Exons: 4
Coding region: 657-1862 (401 amino acids)
Cellular component (GO): cytoplasm
Molecular function (GO): hydrolase activity, acting on ester bonds
Source: RefSeq, a predicted model, not a curated record